This is a messenger RNA of Sceloporus undulatus (fence lizard), 1548 nucleotides long. RefSeq names its product Aly/REF export factor (gene ALYREF). Gene Ontology annotation, biological process: mRNA export from nucleus. Gene Ontology annotation, molecular function: mRNA binding. Gene Ontology annotation, cellular component: nucleus. The transcript has 6 exons. The coding region runs from base 1 to 768 and encodes 255 amino acids. Lineage: Eukaryota; Metazoa; Chordata; Lepidosauria; Squamata; Phrynosomatidae. The record is from RefSeq and is a predicted model, not a curated record.
AUGGGCGACAAAAUGGAUAUGUCUUUGGACGACAUUAUCAAGCUGAACCGGAGCCAGCGCGGAGGAGGAGGCGGCGCCGGGAGAGGCGGCGGGCGGGGACGGGGCCGAGGAGCGGCCGGGAGAGGCGGAGGCGCCGGGCGAGGGGGCGCUGGACGGGCGGGAGGAGGAGGAGGCCCCGUCCGGAACAGAGCCGCCCUCUCGCGGGGAGGAGGCAGGAACAGGCCUGCGCCAUACAGCCGGCCCAAACAACUUCCUGAAAAGUGGCAACAUGAUCUCUUUGAUAGUGGCUUUGGUCCUGGUGCUGGUGUAGAGACAGGCGGAAAGCUCCUUGUCUCUAAUCUAGAUUUUGGUGUGUCAGAUGCAGAUAUACAGGAACUUUUUGCAGAGUUUGGGACGUUGAAGAAGGCAGCAGUGCACUAUGACCGAUCUGGCCGUAGUCUAGGUACUGCAGAUGUUCAUUUUGAGAGGAAAGCUGAUGCUUUGAAGGCUAUGAAACAAUACAAUGGAGUUCCACUGGAUGGACGUCCCAUGAACAUCCAGCUGGUUACAUCACAAAUAGAUACACAGAGGAGACCAAUACAGAGUGUAAAUAGAGGCGGCAUGACCAGAAACCGUGGUGGUUCAGGUGGUUUUGGUGGUGGCAGACGAGGUAGUCGGGGCAACAGAGGCAGAGGUAGAGGUGCAGGCAGGAGUUCCAAACAGCAGCUCUCUGCAGAAGAAUUGGAUGCACAGUUGGAUGCUUACAAUGCCAGGAUGGAUACCAGUUAAAGUCGUUGGUGCAUUGUGUGCAUGGGAAGGACUGCAGACAUCUCAUUCCAUGCUCCCCAGCAGGAGGGGGAAAGGUGUAUGGCGGCGGCUACUAAUAUCAAGAAUGGAAUUUGUUUUACUUUUAUGUUUUGGAAUAGGUUUUAAACUCAUGUAAAGGUUUCUUUCUUCUUCUUUUUUUUUUUUUUAAAUUCUGGAACAGACCUGUUUUGUACUGAGUUAUUUUUGGGAAAAAUUUUACUGGUUGCCAGUUGGGCCAAGGUGACUUUUUCACCAUGGCAAUAAUAAAAUAGAAAUGUGUCUAGAGCUGUAAAUGUCUGCUUCCUGUUGCAGCUGGAGCCUAGCUUUGGGACUGCAGAAGCCAAGAUGGGUAGGGGAGCAGCUGUGUGCCUACAGGCCCCUAGCAAAAGAGUUGGUGCUGAUUGCCCUUCCCAUGGGCAGGGAUUCUGUUCUCUCAGGUCUCCUUCCUCCAGUUGGGUCUUGUAAACUGUAUAUCUCCCAUCUCCUGUGUGUUGAUUCUCCUCCCUUUGUCUAUGCUAAAGCCAAACAGUAUGACUAUGUUUGCUGGGAGGUGGUGUGGUGGUGGUGGUCUCCAGUGAAAUGGCUCCACCCUUGGUAGUAAAGCAGAGGGGGAAAAAUCUUGUUAAAGUCGUUUUUUGUAUUUAACACUUGAUUCCAAAGUUCAGUGCUGGUCCCACCUCAGUAUUUUUACUGUAAAAUAGUUGCUGUGAAAAUUCAGUGACUCCAACAUGCCAAGUAAAGAUUUAGUCUUUCAACUUGCAA